Molecule: messenger RNA, 505 nt
Organism: Oreochromis niloticus (Nile tilapia)
Lineage: Eukaryota; Metazoa; Chordata; Actinopteri; Cichliformes; Cichlidae
Gene: ripply2
Product: ripply transcriptional repressor 2
Exons: 3
Coding region: 30-383 (117 amino acids)
Biological process (GO): negative regulation of transcription by RNA polymerase II; embryonic pattern specification
Cellular component (GO): nucleus
Source: RefSeq, a predicted model, not a curated record
UUACGAAGAGCUGACAACCACAAGGAGCCAUGGAGACCUGCGCUAACAAGAGUGGGCUAUCGUCUGUUUCUAACGGAGGCAAUUCGAGCCAGCAGUCCGAGUUGUGGAGACCAUGGUUUCGAAAUGAGGAUAACAAUGUCCGACACAAGAAUCUUUCAAACCAUGGAGACCUCAGUGGUGCAAAAGAUCCGAAAACACCUCAAGUCAUCCACCCAGUCAAGUUGUACUGGCCAAAAUCGAGAUGCUUCGAUUAUCUGUACCGAGACGCAGAAAUACUCCUUCGCAACUAUCCGGUCCAAGCAGCAAUCUGCACCUACGAAGACUCCAGCAGCGACGAAGACAAUGAUGAUGAAGAGGAGGAUGUUGAAAAGGAGCGGAACUAAAUGUCUUCGUGAACUUUGAAGAAUGUUGCAUGCUGUCAUAAUGUGACAAUAUUUAUAUAUAUAUAUAUCUUUUAAUUUAUUCCUGUAAUUAUAUGUAAAUAGUUCAAAUACCAGUUACCAAG